Molecule: messenger RNA, 3810 nt
Organism: Rotaria sp. Silwood1
Lineage: Eukaryota; Metazoa; Rotifera; Eurotatoria; Philodinida; Philodinidae
Source: the annotation of a GenBank genome assembly
AUGUUUUCUAAUACUAAGCAAAAUUUUAAUCCGAUUCACGGUACACUUUCAAAUGGUGCUUUAUUUGUACGACUUGCUUUAGAUACAUCUGAAACAAAAGUAGAAAAACUUCUUAUUAAUAUCUGGAAAAUUCCUAAACCUCGAUUAAUUAUGUCAAUUAUUGGAGGACAAAAAUAUUUUACAUUAAGUGAUCGACUUGAAACAAAUUUUAUCAAUGGUAUUAUUCAUGUUGCUCUUAAAUCAGAUGCAUGGUUAAUGACAAAUGGAUAUAAUGUUGGUAUUGUACAACUUGUAGGACAAGCAAUUAAUAAAGUUAAAUUAACAAAUCCAAAAAAAAAACUUACAGCUAUUGGAGUUUGUAAAUGGGGAAGUGUACAAGAUGUUGAAGAAAUUACAGAUUCUGAAAAUAAAAAAAAACAAAAAAAAAACGGCACAUCUAAUACUACAGAUAAUGAAGAGAAAAUACAUAAACGUGAAAGUGGUCAACGAGAUCUUGAAAUGAAUCAUAGUCAUUAUCUUAUGUUAGAUGAUGGAAGACUUCGAUAUUAUGACAUAGAAGAUUAUCGAACACGAUUAUGUGUUCAAUUAGCAAAACUACGUCAUGAAAUUAAUUUUUCUACUCCUGUUGUUACUAUUGUCGUAGAAGGUGGUAGAGAAACCAUUAAAAAUGUAUACCAUGAUUUGCGGGCUAAUAUUCCUGUUGUUAUUAUUGAUGGUAGUGGUCGUGUAGCUGAUUUUUUCAAACGUUGGUUAUUAUAUACGAAAGAAUUCGAUGAUAAUAGUAAAGACUCUGAUGUUGCAUAUGAAAUUGAUCAAAUUGAUAAUGUAACACCAGUUACAACUUUUUCACUUUCAACUUCAAAUCAAAAUGAUGUAAAUAAUUCAAAAUCAAGUGAUGCUAAAUAUGUUCAAUCUCAGUCUGAGGAAUUCAGAAAUCCACUUCAAAAUAUGUUUAGUAAAUAUGUCAAACAACUUCAAACAGAUCUUAGUGUAAUUAUGACACAUGAUGAUGAUUCGAAUAAGAAAAAAAGAAAGGCACCAUCAUCAAAUAGUUCAAAUGAUAGAUUAUCAACUAAAUUAAUAACUACACUUAAACAAGUUAUGUAUUGUCUUCAACCAGCCGUUCGUUCUGGUAUAACAGUAUUUAAUUUAAAUUCAGAUGAUAAUUUAUCAGAAACAAUUUUUCGAAGUAUUUGUAAAGCACGUCAAAAAAAUUUUAAUAAGAACGAAAAUGAUGAAAAUAAUGCAACAGAAGAAAAUCAAGGAAAAUUGGAAAUACUACCUAAUUUACAAGAUCGAGAACUUCAAUCAAGUGUACAUCAAAAUAUUCAUAAAAAAGAUCGACGUACACAACGAUCACAAUUAUUACGAUUAGCAAUGGAUUGGAAUUGUAUUCAUGUUGCAAAAGAAUUAAUUUUACAAAAUUCAUUAAAUAAUAUUCUGAACAAAGAACAAGAUUUUAUAUAUGCUUUAACAGAAGAUUUACCAACAUUUGUUUAUGAAUUUCUUAAAUUGGGUAUUGAUCCAAGUGAAAUAUUCUUUCCAGAUGAUGAAUUCUUUAAAGGAAAAACUCGAUAUAAAAAAUUUAUUGAAUGUUUUUAUAAAAUUGAAAUAGUGAAUAGGGACACAACUCAUUUAAGUUGGUUUAUUGAAUCACAUUCUGAUUCUAUUGAAAAACAUAUUACUACCACUGAUGAGCUUAAUUCUGUUCUUGCUACACUUGUUGGUGACUAUAUGAGUAACCUAUAUUUUGAUAGCAAUGAACAAGAGAAAAUAUAUCGAUCAUUAUGGGGCUUAGAUAAGGAAAAUGAUGAGCUAAAGCAAAGCAAUAAUCGAGGUACAGGAUCCGAUGAUAAUCUUGCGGAUGGGGAAAAACGACAAAUAAUUCAAGAUUACAUAAUGCGAGAUUUAUUUUUAUGGUCAAUACUUAUGAAUCAUAUUGAUAUGGCUAAAGUUCUUUUGUGUUAUGUUAAAUAUCGAAUAUGUCCUGCAUUGAUUGCAACAAAAAUUUUAAAAGAAUAUCAUCGUAAAGCACCUUAUGGUGAAUUAAAAGAAAAUUAUAUGAAAAAUGCUGAUUAUUUUCAACAAUAUGCUAUUGAUUGUAUAACACAAUGUGAAAAAAAUGAUUCAGAUCAAGCAUGUCAAAUUGUUUUACAACGAAUAGAACUUUAUGGAAAUGUUACUUGUCUUCAAGUUGCUGCUGAUGCAGAAGAUAAAUUAUUUAUUGCAACAUCAUGCUGUGUUCAAGCUAUGAACAAUAUUUGGUAUGAUAAAAUUCAUGCAAAACAAUCAAGAAAACGAAAUUACUUCUUUAUGGGUAUGGGCUUCUUUUCGUCUGGUCUUUUGGCUCCAUUUACAGUCACUUAUCGGACAUGCCCAAAGGAACCGAAAGACGAACCUUGUAGUCGAUCUUUACAAUCCUAUGGUAUAGAUUAUUCUGAUCCAUAUUCACUUGAAUAUCCUCGUAUGAAAAUCUUAUGUAUUAAUCAAUAUAUGCAUAAACUGAAAAAUUUUCAUCAAGCUUUAGUAAUAAAGUAUUUGUAUCAUUGUGUAUUUUAUUGUUUUUUUCUUUUACUUUUUUCUUAUACGCUUUUAUUUGAUUUUCAACGACCAACGAAUGAAAACCCAUCAAUACAUUGGACUGAAAUUUUAACUAUUAUUUUGGUUUCGUGUAUGUUAAUUGAAGAAAUUCAUUAUUUUGCUUGCCUAGAUAACUUGAGUUUAGCAGGAAAAUGUAUUAGUUAUUUUCGUAAUCGAUUUAAAAUUAUGACUAUUGUUGGAGUGGGUCUGUUCUAUAUCGGACUAAUCUUAAGAUUUACACAUGCAAGUACAGAUGAUGAAUUUACUGCAGCUAGGGUGGUGAUGGCUAUCGAUUUGGAAAUUUGGUACCUUCGUUCUCUAUCAUUUAUUAUAGUUGUACAAUAUCUUGGACCACAUCUUGUAGCCAUUGGAAAAAUGCUUAAAGAUCUUGCAUUCUUUAUGUGCAUUAUUUUUAUUGUUAUGGCUGGCUAUGGUGUUGCUUCUCGUUCCAUGGUUUAUUAUCCAAAUUCUGAUAAAUUUAAUCAAACUAAUUUCAGCACUGCGUUUGAUGGUCGAAGUAUUUUUCGUCAAAUAGUAUAUCCUGUUUAUUAUUUAAUGUAUGGGCAAUUUGGUAAUGAAUUAUCUAAUCUGGAUGCCUACCCUGAUGCUGGUUGGUCAAUUUCAACACAUGUAUUACUUGCUGCUCAUAUGCUUCUUGUCAAUAUUCUACUUAUUAAUCUGCUUAUUGCAAUGUUUAGUAAACGAUUUGAUCAAGUACAUAAUGAUACACAAAGUAUUUGGCAUUCUCAACAAUAUUUAUUUACACGUGAAUAUUUUACACGCUCACCAUUUUUUCCACCAAUAAGUCUUAUUUAUGAUAUAUACCAUUUAUGUCGUAUAACGAUCUUUGCUAUCAGACGAGUUAUUAAAAAAUCAGCAGAUCGUCGAGCGAAAGUAUUUAAAAUAAUUCCUAUAAAUAAAAGUUUUAUUAAAGAUUGGUAUGAAUUUGAAGGUGCAUCAACAUAUGAAUAUGCUCAUACAGAAGCAAAGACAUCAAAAUCUACAUCAAUGAUAUCAACUAAAGGAUCAGAUCUUAAUAAAAUUGAAAAAAGAGAAAAUAUAAAUGAUAAUAAAGAUGAUUCAAAUAAUUCAAUUAAUAAUGUAGAACAAAUACGAAAUGAUUUAGCAAAAUUAAAUCAAUCAUUUGAAGAAAGUAAACAACAAAUACAAGAAGAGUUAGCAAAAUUAAAUCAAUCGUUUGAAGAAAUUAAAAAAUAUUUGAAAAAAUAA